AUGGCAAUUGAUAAAGGACCAGAAACUAUAAUUGACCUAGCUGCUGUAUUUUACUUGAUCAUGAAUGUGACAAGUAGUAAUAAGGAAACUCAAAGUGUUGUUUUCAAUCAUAUCAUCUCCACUCUCAACCCUCCAAUUAAUAACAAUGCUACUCUUCAAGAAAUUCCUUCUGAACUUGGUUCCUGUGAUUCGUAUUUUGGAUUAGAGGAGUAUUUUGAUGAUGAAGAGGAUGAAGAUGAAUCCGAUUCCAACUCUUCGAAUAAACCUCAAUCGACUCAAAAUAACGAUUCAAUUAAUCAAGAAGAUAUUAUGUUAGAUGAGGGAAGGGUUAAUUCAGAUUCCUUACCACCAAAUAAUCAACGAAAUGAAGAAUUUCUCCCCGAAUAUGUUGUUGUUGAGCAAAGCAAUACCCCAAUGUCAAAUAAUUUUAUUAACCGUCUGGAAUAUGAUUCGUAUUCAUCUGCUAUUUCUCAAAUAACAGAAAUAAUCAAUACUCAAAAUUUUAGUCACUUCGAUCAAUUAAGCAAUCCAUUUUCAAACGUGUGCAGUUACUUUGGAAAUAAUUUUUCAGUUUCACAAUUCAAUUCAAAUAGCCUCUCUCAAUUUAGUCAACCAAUAUUUUCUCAAAUACCAACAAAUUACACAGAAACAUCAUCAAGGGUUCCAGUUGACCAAAUCAUCGAAAAAGAGAUUGAAAAAGUUAUCAUCAAUGGAUUUUCAUGUUCACACUGCAAUAACCCUGCAUCAGUGUACUUUUCAGGGAAGUAUUCAGGUAUAGAUAGUCAUGAUUGUUUUUCAAAAUAUUCAAGAAACAGAUGUAGAAUGGAUCUAGAUUGCUUUGAGAAACUCCUUAAGGCACAAAAUCAUGAUUUGUAUCUUUGGUUUGAAUGUUUGUUAAAAACCAGAGAAGGAAGAAAAAAAGUAUUUGAUAUUUUAAAUAAUGAAGACAGUGAACGAAUUAAGGUGCUAUUUAAGGAGAGAAAGCAAACACGUAAUGUGGAUGAUGUGAUGUAUUGGAAAGAUAAUAAUUUAGUUUCUUUCAAAAUUGUGAAUAAUUUAAGAAAAGAAUGUACGCUUAGUGAUGAAUUACCACCAACAAAAGAUAUGAAGACACGAAAGAAAAUUAUUGAUGAAGAAGUGGAAAAAAUCUUCAAAAUUAUUGCUCCCUCAAACGGCAUUGUUGGUUUUAUUGCUGAUCUACAUGUGUCAGUUGAGCAAAUCUUGAAAUUAUAUAGAUGUCUUGGCGGGAAACAAUUACCAAAAACAGUUUAUUUCAAACUGUGUGUAGAUGGACGAGAGAUUAAUGGCAAGAAACAAAUUGCAAUUGCCCUUGUUCCUCUUAAUCUACGAGAUAUAUUUCCAACUCAAGCAGUCUCAUCUGUUUUCUAUAUUGGGCUAUUUCUUGGAUCAGAAACUAAAAGUUCAUUACCUGAAACAGUUGGUUCUUUAUCGGAUAGUCUAAAAUUCAUCAGCUCAACAACAUUCGAAAAUUCAAACAUUAAUUUUUUGAAAUUCAAAUAUUUGAAAAUGAAGAAUUUAUUAGAUACUAUUUAUCCAAACAAAACCACAGUCAGAAGUAGAAGAAGCAAUCUUCUUUUGGAUCAUAGUGGUCAUGUAUACAUGGUAGACAUCUGUGUGAGUAUUCAAUGA
Molecule: messenger RNA, 1650 nt
Organism: Naegleria gruberi
Lineage: Eukaryota; Heterolobosea; Eutetramitea; Acrasida; Naegleriidae
Exons: 1
Coding region: 1-1650 (549 amino acids)
Source: RefSeq, a predicted model, not a curated record